Molecule: messenger RNA, 3619 nt
Organism: Portunus trituberculatus (swimming crab)
Lineage: Eukaryota; Metazoa; Arthropoda; Malacostraca; Decapoda; Portunidae
Exons: 7
Coding region: 819-1979 (386 amino acids)
Source: RefSeq, a predicted model, not a curated record
UACAAACAGAGCCAGUGUUGCCACUUGCAUUCCCUUAAUCACUGUUCAUGUACUUUUGCUGGCACUGUCCACUAUUUAAUUUUCCAAAUGAAUCUUUCCACUGUUUGGUCAUCUUUGAGAGAGAGAGAGAGAGAGAGAGAGAGAGAGAGAGAGAGAGAGAGAGAGAGAGAGAGAGAGAAAGGGUGAUGACUGCCCUUGUCCUACUCUUUCCCCCGCAGUGACUUCCAUGUCUUAUCACUUCCCACUGUUCAGCUCAACCCGCCUCCUUCUGCUCCUCCUGCUACUGCCUCGUUCCUCCCUCUGGUGGCUCCUUCAUUAAGCUCCACUCAAGACAAUGCAUACCGAAACAAAAGAACAAAAAUUUUAUUGAAGCCAAGUGCAGGCAAUCUAAAUAGGUCCUCUCAAGUAACAAGUUAGAACCAGCAACACAACAGCAUGAGGAAACACGACUAAAGAAAGUACUGUCAGUUUUUGCCUACAUGAAAUAAAUGACUGAAUAAAAGGUUCGUUGAAGUGUGAUCCCAAUAAUCAUCAGUUUGUUAGAAGAGAGUUGGUCGCGAAAAAAAAAAGUUGAUCACGAAAAGUUUAUAAAAAAAAAAAAAAAAUGCAACACGGUCUCUCAAAUCUUUUAAAGCGCGGUUCAGACGAACAAUGUUUCCCUGUUUCGGCACCAAAUGCUGCCGGAACUGUGUUGCGGCAUCAGUUUCUGGAAACUAGUUCCGUGUUCCUGAGGUUCCGAUUGGACUGUGAUCUUGUUCCCGCUGUCGGAAACUUAGGUGGAGUUUCAUCUCCUCCUCGGCUUUCAGUUUGACAAUUAUAUGAUGUCAAGCGAGGUACUGUGGUCCAGAAGUGCGGUAAAAAGUCUUUGUGAGAUGGUAGAAGAACAAUGCUGCCUCUGGGACCCAAAGGAUGCUGACUAUCCCAAGCGCAAGAUUCGUGCCAAGGUCUUCGGGGAGAUUGCCAUAAAAAUCAAGACCCAGUACCCACUGAUGAGCUGUUUAACUGGAGAUGAAGUUCGGGGAAAAUUUAAGAAGCUGAAAUCAUACUUCAUGAGAGAGCUGAAGAAGAUACAGUCAGCACCAAGUGGCUCAGCAAGCAAGGUAUCAGGAAAAUGGGAGUUCUACGACUGCCUUGUAUUCCUGACUGCAGGGUGUGAGGAGCUAAUGUCAGUGUCAGAGUCAAGCUGGCAGAGACCAACACAUCAGUUCUCAGGAGUCAUGCGGCAGUGGUUCUUAGUUCUCGUGUGGGUGGUAGUGGUGGUGGCAGGCAGGCGGGCUUCCCUAGACGGCUUUCUGGCCCAUGAACCCGCCACUCUACAGGAGAAGACCAUCAAGGCCAUCGAAAGCUUGUCUAACGUGCUCAAUGACCUGAAGGAGAGCAUGACGAAGGAAGGGAACGCAGCCGCACCCACUCCGCCGCCGCCAGAGGGAAGACUGGAGGCCGUGCUGCUCAACCUUACCGCCGCCCUGCAAAACAACACCAGGGCGCUGCGAGAUGUUCAAGGCGGGGACAGCGCCCGUGGAGGAGAAGUGGGGUGCGAGGUGCCGUUCUGGAGACUAGGGGACGAAUGCUACUACGUAAACCAACACCUACCCGUGAGCUGGAGCGAAGCGAGGCACUUCUGUCGAGGCCUUGGGAGUGACUUGGCCCAGCCCGGCGUGGUGGCUAAACUGAGGGCUGCGCUCCUCAUGAGAUACCCGGAGGAUCACCCCAGCGUCCUCUGGGUGGGAGCGUCAGAGGCGGGCGGCAACGAGGGAAACUGGCGGUGGGUGUCGGGGGCCCGUGUGAGCUCCGAGGACUGGGCGCAAGAUCAACCUGACGGAGGGAAUCAGAACUGUGUGGUGCUGAGCCGCCACGAGCACCCCUCCCUGCACGACAGUCCCUGCUAUACCCACGCUACCUUCAUCUGCCAGGCCGCCAACGUCACCGCCACCGCCACCGCCUCCACAACCGCCACCGCCGCCACAACCGUCAACUGAAGUCCUGCGUCAUGGUUCAGAACGCUCUAGAAUAUUCCUAUAAUGUUCCUUCUUUCCUUCCUUUCUUCCUUCCCUUCUUCGGCUCUCGUCUAUUUGCUACACAGAAUCAGGUUUUUUUUUCUUUCUUUCUUUUCUUUUUUUUUUCUAUAAGCCACGCUACGUCUAAGGUCUGUACUCUGAAAAUCUGAAAUGUUUUGCUCUCUCAUCACUAUUUUCCAAAGGCUCUAGUUAAGAUAGUUCGGUUUUUAAGAGUAUUUUUCAUGGUUCUGGUGAUGGAUUGGCAAGAUUUCUGGUAUAUCAUACGGACGAACUCUCUUAAAAACCCGGCUAGUUUUCUCUGUGGCAUUGAAAAAAUUGGCGUGGUGAGAGAGCAAGGAGUUAAUGAAUAAGGGCGUAACACAUCCGGUGGCGUCUAGUUAGCAGAGAAGAUUAUGAUGAUGAUGAUAAUGAUGACACUAAUGAUGGUGGUGGAGGUGGUAGUAGUGUUGAUGAUGACGAAGCUAAUAGUAAUUGAAAUGGAUUAACAAAUAGGGUCGUAGAGGAAUGGAUCAAGGACAGAGUUAGAAUGGUUGUAAGCUAUAGACAGAAUCCUGUUUAAGAAGAACAUGUUAGUAGAUAAAUGGAACGAACUUAGCAAGGAGGUGUUAUGUAAGUACUGUUCCUGUAUAGUGGGUGGAUGGUUUCAAAAAAUGCUUUGACACAUGUACUGAUGAUGCGAGCUGAUGGUGAAUUUUGAGUCCUAAGGUAGAGUGCUGUGGAUUAAAUGAAAGGACGAGAGAAGGUGGAAGAAAGUGUUUUAGAUACUGUACAUGUUGUUUGUAAUUACUUGUUCCUUUGUUCCUUUGACAUCUGACUAGUAUAACCCCUUCAGUACUGCAACGCAUUUCUGUAAUUAAUUUUGGGUGUGAUUAGACGAUUUUAUUUACAUUAGGAAAAGUUUUUGGAGAUCAGAAGAUUAAUGGCCAGAAUCUUCACUAUUUUAAACCCCCACACAAGUUUCUGAAGCUGAAUAAAAUAGUGAACAGAAUCAAUAAAAAAAAAAAAAAACACGUCAUGAUACUAAAGGGGUUAUUAAUAGUGAUAAUACGAGUUAUGACUAUCUUAACUUCGCAGAUAUGACUACACUACUUCAUAUCUUUACUGCUUUAUAACUAAGGUUCGUAUUCUCAAACGUUUUGCUUUCUUAUGUCGUUAUCUAUUUUCAAGACUCUGGCGGAGGUUACUAGAAUUUUCAAGAUUGCUUUUUCUUUUGAUUGUAUUGAUAGUUUAACAACUGUUUUGCACCAUCCGGGAGAAAUACAACUUAAGAACCAGACGAGUUAUCCUUUUUUAUUAUUAUUAUUUACACCAUGUGGGCUUUUCACGAGAAUUUCUGGGCUAAAGGGGAUACUUUUUUGGGAUACCUCCUAUCUUAAAGCCCACCCACUAAGAAACCCUUGCCCCGAGUGAGGAAGCCCAACCUACACUCUGACCGUGGACAGGAUUCGAGCCCGUGCACUUGGAGACCCCUCGGAUCCUAAAGCCCGCAUGGUUCCACUGUACCUUCUGUGGGAUUUGAAAAUAUUAGUCCACAAAAUGAAUAGGAUUAAUAGUUUAACACUGAUGUUGUAACUUUGACGUGAAAUAAAGACUGAUGCCAA